Molecule: messenger RNA, 1644 nt
Organism: Microsporum canis CBS 113480
Lineage: Eukaryota; Fungi; Ascomycota; Eurotiomycetes; Onygenales; Arthrodermataceae
Product: seryl-tRNA synthetase
Exons: 1
Coding region: 1-1644 (547 amino acids)
Biological process (GO): mitochondrial seryl-tRNA aminoacylation
Cellular component (GO): mitochondrion
Molecular function (GO): serine-tRNA ligase activity; ATP binding; tRNA binding
Source: RefSeq, a predicted model, not a curated record
AUGAGGUCUUCCACGCUGUACGUAUGCCUCAAUUGCAGGUUAACACUUAGAACACCAAGUCAAAACGCCGCCUUUUCUCGCCGCGUUCUCAGCACUGCGUCAUCUCGACCGCCUACAGCACCAAAGCCAAUCCCCAAUGUCCGACACAUUCGUGAAAAUGCGGAGCUAUACUCCCAAAACUGCAUCGAUCGCAAUUAUAAACCUGUCGCAGACUAUCCGCCGCGAAUACAAUCUUUAGCCAAGGAAGCGUCUGAUUUGCAACACGCUCUAAAGCAUCCACGGGCGAGGAUAAAGCAGGUCGAAAAGGAAAUAGCUAAGCUUGCUACACUUACUGCGCGUCAGUCGCAACAUAAACAGACUGGAAAACAGGAAGAAACGGGACAGGAUGGAGUGACGUUGGUCGAGGAGGCGGAUAACAAUGCAGCACUUGAGGCACUUCGACUAGAAGCAAAGGAGCUUAAGGAUGCCUCCCAACAAAUCAUGGACCGCAGGGAGAAUUGUAUAGAAGAAAUUCAGCAAUUGGCAUUGUCACUACCGAAUCUUACCUCUAAGGACACUCCAAUCGGAGAUGUGCCACGGAUUGUCGCAUACAUCAAUUUUGACCCUCAAUCACCUCCCUCAUAUACCUCACCAGCGGCACACCCUUCUUCUAACCUACGAUCCCACGUCUCUAUCGGAACUGAAUUGGGGCUAAUAGAUUUUUCAAGCUCUGCAACCUCAACAGGGUGGGGAUGGUACUUCCUCACUAACGAAGGCUGUCUGCUUGAACACGCUCUCGUUCAGUACGCUCUCAGUACAGCUCAUAAAAAGGGCUGGAAACCUGUCUCUCCACCGAGUGUUGUCUACUCCCAUAUUGCUGAAGCUUGCGGUUUUCAACCUCGAGAUGCAAAUAACGAGCAGCAAAUUUGGUCUAUCCAGCAGACGGAGAGGGACAGAGCUGCCCAUAAGCCUCAGCGCAGCUUAACAGGAACUGCCGAGAUCCCUCUCGCUGCGAUGUAUGCAUCACAAGAAAUCCAAGCUGGGCAGCUUCCUAUAAAGCUUGUGGGAGCAAGCAGGUGCUAUCGAGCAGAGGCUGGAGCAAGAGGCGUUGAUACCAAGGGAUUAUACCGCGUACAUGAAUUUACCAAAGUGGAAUUAUUUGCCUGGGCUGACAACAUCGAGUGUAAUUCCACGAGCACAGUUUCCAACGAGAUAACAUCGACAACUGUCUUUGAGGAAAUGCUUUCCAUUCAAACAGAUAUCCUCUCCUCACUCAACCUUCCCUGCCGAGUAUUGGAAAUGUCCUCUUCGGAUCUUGGUGCAAGCGCAGCUCGAAAAAGAGAUAUAGAAGUUUUAUUCCCAUCUAGAAUACCGAGUGAUUCUAACAACUCAUCGGUACUGGACCCUGAAUACAGUGGAUGGGGAGAAGUUACUUCUACCUCAAUAUGUACGGAUUAUCAAAGCAGGCGACUUGGAACAAGGGUUCGUGGCAGCGGGGGAGAGUCAAGAUACCCACAUACUGUGAAUGGCACUGCCAUGGCUGUUCCGAGAGUUCUAGCUGCUAUACUGGAACAUGGCUGGGAUGAGAAACUAGGUGGUGUCGUUAUUCCUGAAGUACUGAGGCCCUGGAUGGGAGGAAUAGAGGUUAUCGCGAAGAAUAAAUAA